Messenger RNA from Paraphaeosphaeria sporulosa, 1311 nucleotides. Its product is annotated as FAD dependent oxidoreductase. Lineage: Eukaryota; Fungi; Ascomycota; Dothideomycetes; Pleosporales; Didymosphaeriaceae. The record is from RefSeq and is a predicted model, not a curated record. Bases 1 to 1311 code for a protein of 436 amino acids. Gene Ontology annotation, biological process: retrograde transport, endosome to Golgi. Gene Ontology annotation, cellular component: cytoplasm; late endosome. Gene Ontology annotation, molecular function: oxidoreductase activity. The transcript has 4 exons.
AUGAGCACGAAAAGUGAGAAGGAAUGUGAGGGCGACACGGUGAUUCUGGGCGCGGGAAUCAUUGGGCUCGCAACGGCGUAUUAUCUUUCGAGGUCUGGGGGAACGAGGCCGGAGAGUAUACAUGUUAUCGACUCUAGUGCGGAGCUGUUCCAGUGCGCGUCGGGGUUUGCGGGGGGUUUUUUGGCCAAGGACUGGUUCGCGCCGUCGAGUGCUUCGCUUGGUGCACUGUCAUUUAGGCUUCACCAGGAGCUCGCCAAUGCUCACGAUGGACGGAAGACGUGGGGGUAUGCUCCCAGCACGGGUGUCUCGCUGAGCUCGAUUGAGGAUAGCGAGUCUGCUGUUGGAGGGAGUGGAGAGGAUUGGUUGGCGGAUGGGACGAGUCGGGCGCAGGCGACGAAGUCCGAGAAGAGUUUGGGUGCGAGGGGGCCGGUAUGGUUGAAGGUAAAGGAGGGCUUGGAGGUCAUCAGUCAAGAGGACACAGUGGCGCAGAUAGAUCCGUUAAGAUUCUGCCAGUGGCUACUGGCGAGGUGUUUGGAGAAGGGAGUGCAGUUGCAUUAUCCUGCGCGAGCCAUAUCCGUCUCGAGAGAUGCGGAAAACCAGUUGAAUGGUGUCAGGAUAAGCCAAAGCGGCACAGAGACGGAGUGUAUGUAUCGCGCUCCUUUGGAUUGGCAUAUGCUAAUAGGCACAGUGCCGUGCACACGGCUCGUCAUCACCUCUGGCGCCUGGUCCCCUCGCGUUUUCUCCACCCUCUUCCCCAAAUCUACAACCCGAAUACCGAUCUCAUCUCUCGCUGGCCAUUCCCUCCUGGUACGCAACCACCACCACUCUCCAGAAAAUGCAGACACCGAAGUCUGCCAUGCCCUGUUCGCAACCGACGACGUCGGCUUCUCCCCAGAGCUAUUCUCACGGGUAGGGGGAGAACUAUACCUUGCCGGUCUGAACAGCACAACGAUACCUUUACCAGAGCAAUCUUCGGAUGUCAAAGUCAAGCCCGAUGCAAUUGAGAAGAUGAAGAAGUGCGCUGCCGGGAUGAUAGCGGCGGUGGAUGGGAAGGAUAUGGAGGUUCUGAGGGAAGCUCUAUGCUUCAGGCCUGUAACAGCAAGCGGACGCCCACUCGUAUGCCGUAUCCCAGAUGCCAAACUCGGCGGUGGACUGAAGACGCUCAAAAGCGGCGACGGUGGUGUGUUUCUCGCAGCCGGCCACGGUGCCUGGGGCAUUUGCCAGGCACCUGCAACGGGUCUGGUGAUGGCGGAGCUGAUAGAGGGCCGUCCCACAUCGGCGAACAUCUCUGCGAUGGUGUUGCCGUCGUGA